Messenger RNA from Phalaenopsis equestris, 1547 nucleotides. Its product is annotated as cytochrome c oxidase assembly protein COX15. The transcript is spliced from 7 exons. Gene Ontology annotation, cellular component: mitochondrial inner membrane. Gene Ontology annotation, biological process: heme A biosynthetic process. The coding region runs from base 83 to 1486 and encodes 467 amino acids. NCBI's taxonomy places the organism in Eukaryota, Viridiplantae, Streptophyta, Magnoliopsida, Asparagales, Orchidaceae. Gene Ontology annotation, molecular function: oxidoreductase activity, acting on NAD(P)H, heme protein as acceptor. The record is from RefSeq and is a predicted model, not a curated record.
UUUAUUUUUUUAGGUCACCAAUCCAUAAGCCAGACUUCCCUCCGGUGGUUCUUCGCGGGUCUCAAUCGCAUUCGUAGCGGCGAUGUUGGGUAGCAGGCUAGGAGCCCUCUUGCGCAGGGGAAAGACCCAAAUAAACAUUGCAUCGCAGUUUAGGAGUUGUGCUAGGGCUUCGCCUGAAUCAGCGUUUUUUUCACCUUCGAGCUUAGCUUCCUCUAGGUCCUCCGGGGCUUGUCUGAUGUCAAGAUAUUUCUCUGUUUACGGGUUCAGAACCCUGAAGCAGAGCUGGUUGCAUUCAUCUUCAAAGAGAAUGUGUACUUCUACUGUAGCCAUGAGUUCUAUUAAGACAGAAGCAACAUGUUUGGGAUUGAAACUGCUUGUUACUGAUGCACCUCAUGCUCAGAAAAGAGUUGGAGUGUGGCUGUUUGGUUGUUCUGCUUGGGUCUUUAGUCUAGUGAUACUUGGUGGCAUUACCCGUCUUACUCGGUCUGGUCUAUCUAUGACUGAUUGGAAAUUUACUGGCACACUUCCUCCAUUUUCAGACAAUGAAUGGUUGCUUGAGUUUAUAAAGUAUCAACAAUCCCCUGAAUACAAAAGGGUGAAUAAAGGAAUGAGUCUUCAAGAGUUCAAAUAUAUUUAUUGGAUGGAAUAUGCUCAUCGAAUGUGGGGAAGGGCAUUGGGCGUUAUAUUUGUAGCCCCUUUUUCCUUUUUCCUCGUGAAAGGUUACAUCACUCGCCAACUUGGAAUUAGACUCUCAGCCCUAUUUGCACUUGGUGCUGGGCAAGGAUUGAUUGGCUGGUGGAUGGUGAAGAGUGGUCUAGAGGAACCAGCUUCUGAAUAUGUUCAACCAAGAGUUAGCCCUUAUCGCCUAGCAAUUCAUCUUACAUCUGCAUUUGUUAUAUACAGUGGUCUUUUGUGGACUGCUCUUUCAGUUGUUAUGCCUGAACCUCCAGCUGAAUCAUUAAGUUGGGUGAAUGGUGCUGCCAAGAUUCGAAAAUUGGCACUUCCAAUCAGUGUCCUUGUGGGGAUUACAGCAGUGUCAGGAGCUUUUGUUGCUGGAAAUGACGCGGGCCAUGCUUACAAUACUUUCCCUAAAAUGGGUGACUCGUGGAUUCCUGAUGAUAUUUUUAGCAUGAAGCCAUUCUUCCGUAACUUUUUUGAGAAUACAUCCACUGUUCAGUUUGACCAUCGCAUCCUGGCAACUGCAACUUUGGCUUCAAUAGUAAGUUUUUGGUGGACUGCCAGAAAAAUAGACUUACAUCCAGCAAUACAAUCUUUAAUUGGUAGCACAGUGGGGAUGGUGGCUUUACAGGUAACGUUGGGCAUAUCAACUCUUCUUUCCUACGUUCCAGUUUCUCUGGCCUCAGGUCACCAAGCUGGAGCAUUGAGUUUAAUGACUCUCAUGAUCCUUUUGAUGCAUACUUUGAGGAAGCCAUCACCGGCUGCUCUCAGGUCUCUGGCUUCCCUGUCGCCAAAAAUCGUCGGCUAGCUUGAUGGAAAAACCAGAGUUUUAUUGAUCAACCAAGUAUAUAAAUUUAUUUAACAUUUUC